This is a messenger RNA of Solanum dulcamara, 699 nucleotides long. RefSeq names its product receptor-like protein 9DC3. NCBI's taxonomy places the organism in Eukaryota, Viridiplantae, Streptophyta, Magnoliopsida, Solanales, Solanaceae. The coding region runs from base 4 to 699 and encodes 231 amino acids. The transcript has a single exon. The record is from RefSeq and is a predicted model, not a curated record. Gene Ontology annotation, molecular function: protein binding.
UAGAUGAGUGAAUAUUUGAAUGGAAAUUCAAUAUAUGAGGAUUCAGUGAGGUUGGUGAUCAAAGGCCAGCCUAGGGAUCUAGAAAGAAUCAACACAAUUAUGACAUCCAUAGAUCUCUCAAGCAACCAUUUUGAAGGUGUCAUUCCGAAAACACUAAAGGAUCUCAGCUCACUUUGGCUACUCAAUUUAUCCCAUAACAAUCUCAUAGGUAAUAUUCCAAUGGAGUUGGGGCAAUUGAAUAUGCUUGAAGCUUUAGAUCUCUCUUGGAACCGGCUCACUGGAAAGAUUCCACAGGAAUUGACAAGAAUGAACUUUCUGGCGUUCUUAAACCUCUCUGAAAAUCAUCUCGUCGGACCAAUUCCUCAAGGUCCACAAUUCAACACAUUUGGAAAUGACUCAUAUGGAGGCAACCUUGAUUUAUGUGGUCUCCCUUUAUCAAAGCAAUGUGGAACAAGUGAUCCAUCGCAUGUUCCUCAACCAUUGGAGUCUGAAGAAGAUGAAGACGAGUCAUAUUUCUUUAGUGGAUUUACGUGGGAAUCAGUAGUCAUAGGCUACAGUUUCGGACUCGUUGUUGGAACUGUUGGGUGGAGCCUCAUGUUUAAAUAUCUAAAGCCAAAAUGGUAUGUGGACUUUUUUGAAGGUAUUUUUCCUAAGAAAAUGAGAAGGCCAAACAAGAGAGCUCAGAGACGACGGACUUAA